Molecule: messenger RNA, 480 nt
Organism: Linum trigynum
Lineage: Eukaryota; Viridiplantae; Streptophyta; Magnoliopsida; Malpighiales; Linaceae
Source: the annotation of a GenBank genome assembly
AUGGAAACCCUCCCCCGACGUAACCUCUCCCCGCGACGGAAUCAUCACCCUUCCGGCCUCCGUUACGAUUCCUCAACGACCAUCGGUGGCCCAUCCCAUCCGUCGGCCAUCCUCCGACUUCACACCACAGGUGUUACAUACACCCCCCCUUGGGACUCAACGCCCUCGUUGAGGUGUUACAACGAUGACCCUCCUCACCUUUCCGGCGAAGACGAUGACCCUCCUACCCUUCCGGCGUUGGCCCUCCUCCCCUUUCCGGCGAAGACGACGAAAAAGAAUAUGAGUCAGAGAAGUGAGUUCCUCGAGAAGUUGUGGAGCGGCGUCGGAUGCACGCUAGGAAAGACAAAUCGCACAGAGCAGGGAGUAGAGCACGUUCCGGACUACCAGCGAGAGCGAUUAGGGAGCUUGCAAAAUGGAGCAAUGACAAUGAAGAUAUUUAUGGUCCAGCAACUCUUAAUGUCGAGUUUCAACAAAAGUUAA